Molecule: messenger RNA, 1641 nt
Organism: Penicillium canescens
Lineage: Eukaryota; Fungi; Ascomycota; Eurotiomycetes; Eurotiales; Aspergillaceae
Exons: 4
Source: RefSeq, a predicted model, not a curated record
AUGAGAAUACAGACUUCCAACAACGUAGCUAUCGCUGCAUUAUUUGGAGCUUCGGCUCUUGCAGUAGAUCCUUGUACCCAUGUACCAGCACUGGCAAAACAAAUCGCCGGAAUAAGUGUGACAUCGGCGUCGUGGACCUUGAAAAAUGAACUGGCCGUCUCAGGUUGGAGUACGGAUGCAGCGCUCCCGAAUCAAUAUGCGUUCUGUCGAGUGAAGGGCCACAUUGAAUAUAGUGGCAACAACUCGCUUGCGUUUGAAUUGUGGCUACCCGAGCAGGAUUCAUAUAAUGAAAGAUAUCUUGUUGCUGGUAAGGUAAAGCAUCCUGUUCGGAGCAAGAACCAGACUGAUUUCACACGAACAGGAAAUGGAGGCCUUGCGGGAACGAUUGAUACAUCUGCUAUGAUCUUGAAUCUCAACCGAGGUUAUGCGGUGGCAGCAGGAGAUUCCGGCCACGAUGUCGCUCUGAACGGCAACGGCACUACUCAACCAGGACAAUAUAUCUCUUUCUUGAAUAGCCCAGCCCAGACAAAGGCUUGGAUUCAUAACUCUAUCGCCAUGUUGACACCGCCGACUCGGGAGCUGUCCGCCUUAUACUACGGAUCGAAGCCAAGUUUCAGUUAUUUCAGUGGAUGUUCAACCGGUGGAGCCCAAGGAUUUGCACUCGCACAAUUGCACCCUGACCUCUUCGAUGGAAUCUAUGCUGGCAGUCCUGGGAACUGGUAUUCACAUUUGAUACUUUCAUUUUUGUGGAACGCCAAACACACAAAGGGCGAUGCAUUCCUAAACCAAUCCGUUCUAAACUUUACCACAAAUGCAAUCCUAGCAAAAUGUGACGGCCUUGAUGGCGUUGUCGAUGGACUUAUCGAAAAUCCACUCAAUUGCCCAUUCAAUAUCCGCUCGCUGGCAUGUCCAGAUUCAUCCAAGGCAUCCAGGACUAAUGUGACAUGUCUGACUCAACCCCAAAUCAAAGCCAUCGAAGCCAUCUACGCAGGUCCCACAGACAGCCGUAACGGGGAUGUAAUCUACCCGGGUUACACGCUCGGAAGCGAAAAGGAGUGGCUCCUCCAGGAAACGUCCUUGUAUCUGAACUACAGCACUCCAAUCCUGCAAAACCUGGUCUUCAACAAUGUGUCAUUUGACGUCAGCCAGUUUGAUUUCGGAGCGGAUGUUGAUAAAGUUGAUGCUAUUGCCAGUCCACUCAUUGAUGGCAUUAGUACGGACUUGAGUGCUUUCAGAAAACGGGGUGGGAAGAUGAUUGUCACGCAAGGCGAGCUGGACGGAUCCUUACAAUGGUGCCAUUUGGCCCAUUAUGCAUCUUGGGCAAUUGCAGAAUACCACAGCAAAUGGAAACGUGUCCGAAUUUUUCAAUCUGUUUAUGAUUCCCGGUAUGUCCAAAUUCACAAAGGGUUUUCAUUCCAUGUUAACGCUAACGUCACUUUCCCGAACAUAGGUGGUGGGCACUGUGGACCGGCAUCAUCUUUUCCCUCCGCACCGUCUACAUACGAUACCGACGAUGCACUCCGAGCCUGGGUGGAGAAUGACACAUUCCCUGAGUCGAUACUAACGUCUCGACCUUUGGAUGGAUCGAACCGCACCAGGAAGAUUUGCCCAUGGCCUCAAAAUGCUCGCCUGAAGAGCCCU